Molecule: messenger RNA, 3640 nt
Organism: Thamnophis elegans (Western terrestrial garter snake)
Lineage: Eukaryota; Metazoa; Chordata; Lepidosauria; Squamata; Natricidae
Gene: NAA60
Product: N-alpha-acetyltransferase 60, NatF catalytic subunit
Exons: 7
Coding region: 967-1695 (242 amino acids)
Biological process (GO): N-terminal peptidyl-methionine acetylation
Cellular component (GO): Golgi membrane
Molecular function (GO): protein-N-terminal amino-acid acetyltransferase activity; histone acetyltransferase activity
Source: RefSeq, a predicted model, not a curated record
AUUGGGAAUAUUUUAUGAAAAGUAGUUGGAAGUGUUUGCAUUCUGUAGCAAAGGCCCCUCCCUUUAAAAGUAUAUGACAUCAUCAAGAGAUGACUUUCCAGUCCUAAAUGCAUUUCAUGGUUAAAUGUUGAAGCCUUGAAGUUUCACAGAAAUCAGAAACGUGUUAAUAAGAACUUGUUUUAAAGCCCAGAUUACUUCAUGAUGUAAACAGUGAUGCUCUUUCAGUCUUUGAAAUAUGGCUGGACGACAUAUAUUAAUCAAAGUGGAAGGAAUCGGCUUUGCAGCAGAGAAGAGUGGGUGUUUUGCCCAAAUUGCUUUUGGGAAGCAGCCUUCUGCUCUGACCCAGGAAUAAUUAGGACAAAGGGAUACGACUUAUUUCUCUUAAUUUCUCUUUUGAGAGGCAGCAAAGUUUAAAGUUUAUUCCGGUGACCUUUUGGCUGGAGUUCUUCCUUAGGGUUUUGCUUCUGAUGCCACCGAGGGAGGAGGCUGAGGUUUGCCGGAGGUGGAAGUCAAUAGGCUGCACCUCAAUGCCAGGAAGAUUUGCUCCUUGGCUGCUUCUGUUCAGAGCCAUCAGAUCAGGAAUUCCGGUAUUUCUCUGCCGAUGAGCGGAGCUGCCCUCCUGGGCUUCUGCCUGGGGGAGUGAGAACGGCAACGAUGGCGCCUUCACGGUCGGGAUCAGAGCCGAGCUGGACUGCGGGCUCCGUUCCCCCCGGGAGACCGGGCGAAGGGCGCAGCCGGUAGACUGCUUCUGGGCGUGGAGGAUCGGCCGGCGGAAGCGGCGCUCGACGGAGCUGUUACGCAUGCGUCGGCCCGCCUCCUCGGGUCACGCGAGUCAUGUGACCCUUUGCGGCGGCCAAUGGGGCGGUGCCUUGUUGCGGGGUGCUUCGCCGCCGCCGUCUCGCUGCGUCUGGUCCGGGAUGCGCUGAGCGAGGAGCCGGGGCAGCCGCCGCCCCUUCUCAGGUGUGAAUGACAGAGGAGGUGCCUCCGACUGCACUCAGCGAGAUAUACCUUCGUCUUUUGUGUCAUGAUGACAUAGGCACAGUCAAACAGCUGUGUGGUGAUUGGUUCCCCAUUGAAUACCCUGACUCAUGGUAUCAGGACAUCACCUCCAACCAAAAGUUCUUUUCCCUGGCUGCGACUUACCGUGGCACCAUUGUGGGCAUGAUAGUUGCUGAGAUCAAGAGUCGAGCCAAAGUGCACAAGGAGGAUGGUGAUAUUUUAGCUUCUGGUUUUCCAGUUGAUACUCAAGUUGCUUACAUUCUAAGCCUAGGAGUGGUGAAAGAAUUUCGAAAGCAUGGCAUAGGUUCUCUUCUGUUGGAAAGCCUGAAAGAUCACAUUUCGACCACUGCCCAGGAUCAUUGCAAGGCCAUUUACCUGCAUGUCCUGACCACCAACAACACGGCAAUACAUUUCUACGAAAACAGAGACUUUAAGCAGCAUCAUUACUUGCCCUACUAUUAUUCCAUCCGAGGGGUCCUCAAAGAUGGCUUCACCUACGUUCUCUACAUCAAUGGGGGACACCCGCCGUGGACAAUUUUUGACUAUCUUCAGCACAUCGGCUCGACUUUGGCCAAUCUGAGCCCCUGCACAAUUCCCCAGCGGAUUUAUCGCCAAGCCCAGAGCAUCCUCUGCAGCCUUUUGCCUUGGUCGGGCAUUUCAGCCAAGAGCGGCAUUGAAUAUAGCCGGACUAUGUGACCUGAAGGGAGUCCUUCUCUGCAUCCCUGCGGUUGCACAGCUGACAUGGCUCCAACCCUCAACCGUUUGUGGACUUGGCAGAAUUCCUCCUGCUCCUCCUGCUCCUCCUGCUGCUGCUUUCCCCUCUUCACCCUGAGCAGAAGGAAAACAGGCAGUUUUGCUGCCCCAGCACUGCAGCGCAAUGGCCUGGCUGCUCUGCCCCCAACCAGCCUUUUUGCAGCGGCGAGAUGCUUGGCACGAGGGGCGCCUUAGAACCGAGUGGACUGUUGGCAGCUGAGGCCUCCCAGGUGGCCGUUGCUUGGCACCUCUUUGUCCCUUUCAGGAGCUCCUCCCUUGGCUGAGCAGUUCAUGCCCAGGGGUGUCUUUGGCUCUUUCAGGCUAAAAUGUGUGUGUGCCAAAGGACAGACCCUCCUGUACAUCUUGCUUUCUGCUAGUCUGAGCUUGGCCUUGAAGUGUGGACGGGAAGUAGGGGAAGAGCUGGGGUUGGGAAAUGCCCCCAAGUCAAGGCCCGAAAGGCUGCCCUGCUCUCCCUCUUGGGCCCCAGAGGGCAACUGCAGUGGAGCCCCUCUCCUUCCCAGUGGAAGCAGGAGCCUUGAACAGACCUCGCAAAAUGGGCCAUUUUAAGUCCUUUUGGCCCGUUGGACCUCCAGGGGGCCAGCCGUGGUUUGCACAAGCGAGUAGUCCCCAGUCUAAACUCUUGGGACAAAGGGCCGGGCGUUCAGCCUUGCAGGUCAUCUCCGGCCCCUCAGUAGCAGAGGGAAAGUAUGGCUCCCCCUCUCAUGGAUGAGCUCCAGCUGUCUCGAGGGCCAGCAGUGCUGAUCCUUCUGGAAAGGUGCUGUGGGGAGCCUCCCCGCUCCCCCCUGCACAAGUAGCAUCACCCCCCCAAGACCUGCAUCCCCAGGCAGUUUACAUAACCCAACUGAUUCUCCCGGAAGGCAUGUGCUCCUGGUCACCACUUACCCAAACACUGAAGAAAGCAGCAGGCUGACACCUUUAGUGCUGAACUGGAACUCUUGGCCUGUAUUUGUUGGUAGGAAGAGUCUGGGAGGCCCCGAUGAAGGUCCUCUCUCCUGCCUGCCCUGGGACAGUUGCAUUUCCAGGUGUUCCAUUCUCCCAAUAUUGGCCAAGUUUUCACAUUUUAGCUCUUCAGCUGGCACUCCAAGAGGAAACCUUCCUUGGACCUGGGGAGUUUAGGCAGAUUGUGUGUGUGUGUGUGCGUGCACACACACAGGAAAAGGGCUUUGAAAAAGAGAUGUGGGGGAGGGGGGGCCUUGCUGGCAGAGUUUACAUCUUGCUGGCUGCGGGGAGCCCUGCAGAGUUUGGAGAGGUGCAGAGGUGCUGUUCUUUGCUCCCAGCAGGCCUUGGGCAGAAGGGCUGGUUGCGCCGCCGAAGGCAACUCGGCCUACAAGAUUACGGGCACCUCAGGCAGAGCUUGCCCUUCUCUGGGGACCCCCUCAGCUCCCUGAUGGCACCAUCUGAGGUGAAAGUUUAGGGACGUCAGAAGGGCCAAGGGUCAAUCAUGAGGACAAGCAACACCAUCGUGAUGUAAUAAACACCCUUCAGAAUGUGCUCAGUUGGUGAGGCCACAUUGCAAUGAGGUGGCUUGUGUCAGAGGCCUGUGGCGUCUGUGGGCUGUGUUGCAGGUGGCCUCUUGUCUUCCAAGUGGAAGGACCAUUUCCGUGCCAGGCCCAGCGUAGCAUCUCCCUGAAAGGUUUUCUGCUUUCCAACCACCUCUUGCUUGAAAAUGCCCACGAUGCAGUUUCAUCCGUGUUUCAGUUUAUGCUUUCUGAAUAGCGCAUCUCCAUCGUUCCUGUGUGCCUGCCUGUCGUGUAAGCAAGUUCUCCCUCCGCCGAAAGGCGUUUGUAUUGGCCCGUCUCCUUAUUUAUUGAACAGCACAUCAGCCGGUCGUUUUAACUGUCUUGGAUUAAAGGGUUUUUUUUUGUGG